This is a messenger RNA of Podarcis muralis (Common wall lizard), 4746 nucleotides long. It is a transcript of the gene ADAMTS10, whose product is annotated as ADAM metallopeptidase with thrombospondin type 1 motif 10. Gene Ontology annotation, biological process: extracellular matrix organization; proteolysis. Lineage: Eukaryota; Metazoa; Chordata; Lepidosauria; Squamata; Lacertidae. Gene Ontology annotation, cellular component: extracellular matrix. Gene Ontology annotation, molecular function: metalloendopeptidase activity. The record is from RefSeq and is a predicted model, not a curated record.
UUUUUCUUAAUUAGCCUGGCAAAAUCCCCCUUCUUUUUUUUUUUUUGCUAAACAACCCUGUCUGCUUCAUGCAACCUCCAUUUGCUUCCUGAAAAGAAGUCUCUCUCUUUCUCUCCCCUCUUUCUGUUUUUUCUUCUCCUUCUUGCAACGAAUCCGUUAGCUCAAGACUUUUUGCAAGGAGGAGCGUUUCCCCUGAAUUCCCUCCUCUGCCGCUUCUCUCUCUCUCUCCCUCUCUCUCUCCUUCUUCUCUUUCCAGCUGUUGCUUGGGGAAAAACUUUGCGCCCUGCGCUUGGAUAAGCUCUCAUCGGACCAACCGAAAUUUCCAGCAAGAAACCCGGGGCGGGGAGAAGAGAAAUAAAAAAACAAAAACAAAAUUAGAGAAAGAGCGAUGCCGCAGACUCCUGGCACAUGCUGAUCGCCGAGGACCAGCCCCUCCCCGCCGUGACGCCCGCCCCGCCCUUGCCGCCUCCUGCAGAGCACCCAGCGGCCGAGGAUGGCCACCCAGGAACGGGGGACCCCUGUCUAAGCAAGCGUGGCGGCUCAGCGAAAGCAAUGUUGGGGCAGACCCCCUCGGCCCCCAUCGCAGAGAGCAUCCUAGCCCACUAUGGCGACGGCCUGGAGGCUUCUAACCUGGACCCUCGUCUCGGCCGUGUCCGUGGGCAACCUCCCAGGCUACGCCUUCCAGUCGCAAGAGGAGUUCCUCUCAAGCCUCGACCACUAUGAGAUCGCCUUCCCCGUGCAGGUGGACCAGAAUGGGGACUUCCUGACGUUUGACGUGAAGAGCCCGCGAAAGCGGCGGGCCCGGCGCGGAACGGGGGCCCCCUCCCACGAGCCCCCCCGGGAGCAGCAGGUCUUCUACAGGGUCUCCGCCCACCGGGCGCAGUUCCUCCUCAACCUGACGCUGCACACGAACCUGCUGGCGGAGCGGUUCCGGGUGGAGUACUGGCGGCACGACGGGGUCGACCGGAAGCACGAGUUCCACGAGGACUGCCACUACUCUGGCCACCUGCAAGACGAGUACCUCAACUCCAAAGUCGCCAUCAGCAACUGCAACGGGCUGCAUGGUGUGAUCAUCGCAGACGGCGAGGAGUACUUCAUUGAGCCCCUGAGCCCCGGCACCAAUAUCAGUGGGGGGCACGAGAGCGAAGGGAGUCCCCAUGUGGUCUACAAGAGAUCGUCUCUCCAGCACCCACACAUGGACGCCGCCUGUGGGGUGCUAGACGAGAAGCCGUGGAAGGGCCGCCCGUGGUGGCUGCGGGCCUUGAAACCCUCCCCAGCGAAGACGCUGAGCAACUUCACCCAACGGGGGCAGCUUCCGCUGAAGAGGUCGGUCAGCACGGAGCGCUACGUGGAGACCCUCGUGGUGGCCGACAAAAUGAUGGUGGGCUACCACGGCCGGCGGGACAUCGAGCAGUACAUCCUGGCCAUCAUGAAUAUUGUUGCUAAACUUUUCCAAGACUCAAGUCUGGGCAAUAUUGUCAACAUACUGGUGACCCGGCUCAUCCUACUGACAGAGGACCAGCCCACCCUGGAGAUCAACCACCAUGCCGGAAAGUCUCUCGACAGCUUCUGCAAGUGGCAGAAAUCCAUUGUGAAUCGCAAUGGGAACGGGAACGCCAUCCCGGAGAACGGCAUCGCCAAUCACGACACCGCCGUUUUGAUCACUAGAUACGAUAUCUGCAUCUACAAAAACAAACCGUGCGGGACUCUAGGACUGGCGCCCGUGGGUGGGAUGUGUGAGCGGGAACGGAGUUGCUCCAUCAACGAAGACCUCGGCCUGGCGACAGCUUUCACUAUCGCCCACGAGAUCGGCCACACGUUUGGCAUGAACCACGAUGGCGUCGGAAACAGCUGCGGUUCCCGGGGGCAGGAGACGGCCAAGCUGAUGGCGGCUCACAUCACCAUGAAAACCAACCCUUUUGUGUGGUCCACGUGCAGUAGGGACUAUAUAACCAGCUUUCUUGACUCUGGGAUGGGCCUCUGCCUGAACAAUGCUCCACACAAGCAGGAUUUCGUCUACCCGACGGUGGCCCCAGGACAGGCUUACGAUGCAGAUGAGCAGUGCCGCUUUCAGUACGGAGUCAAAUCUCGCCAGUGUAAAUAUGGGGAAGUCUGCAACGAGCUCUGGUGCCUUAGCAAGAGUAACCGAUGCAUCACCAACAGCAUCCCGGCGGCCGAGGGGACCAUCUGCCAGACUAACACCAUCGAGAGGGGGUGGUGCUACAAACGGGAGUGUGUUCCUUUCGGCACACGGCCAGAGGGUGUGGAUGGAGCCUGGGGGACGUGGUCGCCAUGGGGAGAGUGCAGCCGGACUUGUGGGGGAGGUGUCUCCUCAUCCAUCCGCCACUGCGACAGCCCACGGCCGACGAUCGGUGGGAAAUACUGUCUCGGGGAACGGAAGCGUUACCGGUCUUGUAACACUGACGACUGCCUACCGGGCUCGCAAGACUUCCGAGAACUGCAGUGUGCCGAGUUUGAUAAUAUCCCCUUCCGAGGAAAGUAUUAUACCUGGAAGACGUACCGAGGAGGAGGCGUCAAGUCCUGUUCGCUCAACUGCCUGGCGGAAGGUUUCAACUUCUACACGGAGAGGGCGGCAGCCGUGGUGGAUGGAACACCCUGCCGCCAGGACUCCAACGACAUCUGUGUCAAUGGAGAGUGCAAGCACGUGGGCUGCGACCGCAUCCUGGGCUCGGACACCAAGGAGGACAAGUGCCGGGUCUGCGGAGGGGACGGGAGCUCCUGCGAGACCAUUGAAGGACUUUUCAACCACUCGCUGCCGGACGGAGGCUACGAAGAGGUGAUAUGGAUCCCCAAAGGAUCGGUGCAUAUCGACAUCCGGGAGCUCAACCUUUCCUUGAACUACCUUGCUCUGAGAGGGGAGAACGACGAGUACUUUGUCAACGGAAAGCUCUCCAUUGACCCACCCCGGCGCUUUGACAUCGCCGGGACCACCUUCCACUACAGACGCGCUCAAGACGAGCUGGAGUCCCUGGAAUCCCUGGGCCCCACCAACGUCACCCUCAUCGUCAUGGUGCUCGUCAGGGAAGAACUGCAGAGAAUCCGCUACAAGUUCAAUGCACCCAUCGUCCGUGGUUCCGUCGCCCAGUACUUGUGGCAGUAUGUCUCAUGGACAAAAUGCUCGGCCCUCUGUGGCGGAGGCAGCCAGGUCCAGCCCGUCGUCUGCCGCAACCAAGCCGACAGCUCCACGGUCUUCAACCACCUCUGCAGCCCCGACACUAAGCUGCCCGAGAGACAGAGAUUGUGCAACACUGAGCCCUGCCCACCGGCCUGGGUGAUCGGGAACUGGUCCGAGUGCAGCCGCAGCUGCAACCAAGGCGUCCGCACCCGGAGCGUGACCUGCCGGCGCAAAAUCUCCACCACGGAGGAGAAGAUCCUGGACGACACCGCCUGCAACUCCCCACGCCCCCGCGUGCUGGAGCCCUGCGGCAACCAGACCUGCCCCCCAGAAUGGGCCGCCCUCGACUGGUCUGAAUGCACCCCAAACUGUGGGCCCGGCUUCCGCCACCGAAUCGUCCUCUGCAAGAGCGGCGACCACACCUCCACCUUGCCCACCUCCCAGUGUCCCGAGGACGCCAAGCCCCCAACCAGUAUAAGGUGCAGCCUUCGGCGUUGUCCACCCCCGCGCUGGGUCACCGGCGAGUGGGGAGAGUGCUCUGGGCAGUGCAGUUUUGGCCAGCAACGCCGUUCGGUCCAGUGCAUGACCCACACGGGGCAGCCCUCCGGGGAGUGCAUAGAAGCCCUCAAGCCUGCGGCGGCACAGCAGUGCGAGAGCAAGUGUGACUCGGGACCCACAGAGAACCCCGAAGAAUGCAAAGAUGUGAACAAGGUCGCCUACUGCCCUUUGGUGCUAAAGUUCAAGUUCUGUAGCCGGCCUUACUUCCGACAGAUGUGCUGCAAAACCUGCCAGGGGCGUUAAACUGGCAGCGGCGGCUGGGGGGGGGGGAGCACGCUCUCGGUGCCUCAAGGAAAUCGGGAAGGCUCGGGUCAAGGGGUGGCUGUGCCCUUCCCCCACCCCACCGCCCAUCCCUUCCCCCAGGACCGCCAACGAGCAGGCAAGAGUCUCCGUGGGGAGUGCAGCAGAGCGCGGUGCGAGGGGCCGCUGUGCCUCGGGCAGAGGACCUGGGAGUGCAUUACUUGAAACUCUGACAUUAUUAUUUAUUUUAGUAUCACAGCUGGGUGCCGCCGUUGCCCUGCCCACCCGACGGUGUGGGAGUAGCCCACCCGAGUCACUAGUGCCCCAUCAGCAUCCCAUCCCCCCCAUUUUUCCAGUCCCAGAAUUCUCCCCUACUCAGUGGGUUGGCUGUUGCGAGCCCCACAGAGGAGGCAUAGCACAGGAGUCUGGGUCUGGGAGUCGGGCAGGGAUCCUGAGCUGCAGGCAAAUGGCCGUGAAAAGAAUACAGCAAGGCCUCGGGGAAGGCUCGCUUAAGAGAAACAAGCAGGUGACAGGAUCUUACCUGUUCAUCUCCAGGUCUGGGGUUGUCCAAAGCUGCAAAGGAGGAAGAUCCAGGAAUUUGGACACAGACCUCUUGUUUUCAGAGCCCAGGGGUUUGCGGCCAAAUCAGAGCCUGCGAGUGAGGGAAGAUCCUAGGAUAUUUUUUAGAACUGUUUAUGUCCCACUGACAUAAACUGUUUUUGUGGGUAAAAGCCUCAGCGCCUAGGGCUUGCCGAUCAAAAGGUCGGUGGUUCGAAUCCCCACGGCGGGGUGCGCUCCCGUUGCUCGGUCCC